CGCGUAGCGACCGCGAGCGCUCGUCCCGCGGCGCGCCUCCUCCCUCCGUCCCUCUCUUGCAAGUCUGUGUUAGCGUCUGUGGGAAAGAAACGGUGGAAAAUCUAGAGUCAGCAGCCGGUAGACAUGACGCUGCAAUCAAUGAUGUGACCAGACACUGACGCUGCCACAAUGUGCUCGUGGUGGGUCUACGCCAUCACCAUACUCUUUGCCAUGGGGGGCGCGGCGCAGGAGCACGGGCCGAUGUUCCUGCUGGAGCCGCCGGCGCGCCUGCAGUUCUCCAACAGCACGGGCGCGCGCGUGUCGUGCGCGGCGCACGGCUCGCCGCCGCCGCAGCUGGCCUGGCAGCUGCCGGACGGCACGCAGCUCGACGACGUGCCGGGCCUUCGACAAGUGUUGGACAACGGCACGCUGUCGUUCCUGCCGUUCGGCGCGCUGCAGUACCGGCAGGACGUGCACAGCACGGUGUACCGCUGCCGCGCGCACAACUCGCACGGCGCCGUGGUGUCGCGCGACAUGCGCACGCAGGCAGUGUCGGACAACGGCACGCUGUCGUUCCUGCCGUUCGGCGCGCUGCAGUACCGGCAGGACGUGCACAGCACGGUGUACCGCUGCCGCGCGCACAACUCGCACGGCGCCGUGGUGUCGCGCGACAUGCGCACGCAGGCAGUGUCGGACAACGGCACGCUGUCGUUCCUGCCGUUCGGCGCGCUGCAGUACCGGCAGGACGUGCACAGCACGGUGUACCGCUGCCGCGCGCACAACUCGCACGGCGCCGUGGUGUCGCGCGACAUGCGCACGCAGGCAGUGUCGGACAACGGCACGCUGUCGUUCCUGCCGUUCGGCGCGCUGCAGUACCGGCAGGACGUGCACAGCACGGUGUACCGCUGCCGCGCGCACAACUCGCACGGCGCCGUGGUGUCGCGCGACAUGCGCACGCAGGCAGUGUCGGACAACGGCACGCUGUCGUUCCUGCCGUUCGGCGCGCUGCAGUACCGGCAGGACGUGCACAGCACGGUGUACCGCUGCCGCGCGCACAACUCGCACGGCGCCGUGGUGUCGCGCGACAUGCGCACGCAGGCAGUGGUGUGGCAGGAGUGGGACGUGCACGUGUCGGCGACGCCGGCGGCGGCGGGCGGGCCGGCGCUGCUGGCGUGCGUCGCACCGGCAGCGGUGAGGGAGCACGCCUCGGUCGCCGCCUGGUACAGGGACGACGCGGUGCUGUCGGCGGGGGACCAUUUCUCUGGUCCCACGCUGCUGGUGGACGAGGGUUGGAAGCUGAUCGUACGCUCUGUGCGCAUGGAGGACUCGCACGCACAGUACUCCUGCUCUGUGCUGGACUCGCUCACGGGCGAGAGACGCCGGAGCUCUCCCAUCAGCAUCGACGUUACACCGAGCUCGUCAUCGGCGCCGCGCGCGCUGUGGGGCGCGCUGUGGGAGGCGAGCGCGCGGCGCGGGGGGGACGCGGUGCUGCCCUGCCUCGCGCACGCCGACCCGCCGCCCGCCGUCACGUGAGUCUUCUCAUACUGCCUCCGAAGGUGUCUGCUGCAGCGAGCUCGUCGGCGCCGCGCGCGCUGUGGGGCGCGCUGUGGGAGGCGAGC
This is a messenger RNA of Bicyclus anynana (squinting bush brown), 1598 nucleotides long. RefSeq names its product cell adhesion molecule Dscam2-like. Gene Ontology annotation, molecular function: cell-cell adhesion mediator activity. Bases 169 to 1512 code for a protein of 447 amino acids. Gene Ontology annotation, biological process: dendrite self-avoidance; homophilic cell-cell adhesion; axon guidance. Lineage: Eukaryota; Metazoa; Arthropoda; Insecta; Lepidoptera; Nymphalidae. The record is from RefSeq and is a predicted model, not a curated record. Gene Ontology annotation, cellular component: axon; plasma membrane. The transcript is spliced from 11 exons.